UUCCUCUGAACCCCCGGCCCUGCCAGAGACCAGGUUCCGGCCCCACCUGCCAGGCCCGGGGUCGGCCGCCCGCCCCGCCCCCGCCGCGGCCAGCUUCUAUACCCGGCCCCGCACCCCGCGCUCGCUGUCACCGGGGGCCCGUCGCUCGCGGCUCCUCCGUGCGGCCCGUUUCCGGUGGGGCAAGGGCGUCUCCGCGGCGGCCCGGCUCCCGCGCGCUCAGCACCGCCGUCGGUGGCCAGAUGCAGGCGGAGCGAGGAGCUCGGGGCGGCCGAGGACGCCGACCCGGCCGCGGCUGGCCUAGCGGGGAUGGCGACCACGAGCGGGCGGGCGCCCCGGCGGCGGUGGCGAGAGGCGGCGGCGGGGAUAGAGGCGGCGGCGGCGGGGAUAGAGGCGGCCGCCGGGGCCGCGGCAGGGCCUUCCGGGGCAGCCGCGGAGGCCGAGGAGGAAGAGGUCCGCGAGGCGGCCACCGAGAGGCAGGAGGCCGGGGCGCCGGGCCCAGUGCGCUGGUCGAAGAUGACAGUGAUGCAGAGACCUAUGGAGAAGAGAAUGAAGAACAGGGAAAUUAUUCUAAAAGGAAGAUAGUUUCUAACUGGGAUCGAUAUCAAGAUACUGAAAAAGAGGUCGAUAAUGAAAGUGGAGAAUCACAGAGGGGGACAGAUUUCAGUGUUCUCCUCAGCUCUGCAGGGGACUCCUUCUCACAGUUCCGGUUUGCCGAGGAGAAAGAGUGGGAUAGUGAAGCUUCGUGCCCCAAACAGAAUUCAGCAUUUUAUGUGGAUUGUGAGUCAUUGGUUCGAGCCCUUCAAGAACUGCCUCUCUCACUCCGACUCAAUGUUGCUGCUGAAUUGGUCCAGACUGCCCUUCCUGUAGAGCUUCCUCAGGUGAAACCAAAGAGAAAUAAUGAUGGCAGGGGACUAGGGAUGCAGUUAAAGGGGCCCUUGGGGCCUGGAGGAAAGGGGUCCAUCCCUGAGCUGAAAUCUGCUGCCGCUGGCUGCCCCAUGUACCUGGGUAAAGACAGCCUAGGACCGGGCCCUUCCAAGGGUUCUCAGAACCCCACUUCCCCACUGCAGUCGGCAGCAGACGAUUUGGAAGAAGAACUAGAUCUGCUGCUUAAUUUAGAUGCGUCUGUAAAAGAGAGAGGUGACAUCUUAGCAGACCAGACAGCUCAGGACCUGGAAUCUGAGAAAGAUGAGGAGGUGGCCCAAGAAGAAACAGAUCCUGCAAAACCGUCUGCAUUGGAAGAAAAGAACGUGGCAUCUGAGCAACCAAGUAUAUCCAGAAAUGUUACUGAGGAAGAGCUUGAAGAUUGGUUGGACAGCAUGAUUUCCUAAACACGAUGAAAGAAAAAAAAAAAAGAGAGAGAAAGAAAAUGAAAAGUGCCUGAAGCCAAUUUUGGUUGCCUUGUAAGGGAAGGCAGGCCCAAUGCUGUCCUUCCAGAACAGCUGGUUUACAAGCACAGCCCGAGCCCGUGUGGCUGUCACGCUUAGCAGUAGACGCCUACCUCCCCCAUGUUCAACAAAUCCGAAAUGAAACAGUAAGAGGCUCGCUGCAUUUGUUCUCUGGCGUAGUAAUUGAAUAGAUUUCUUAAGGGCAGGAGAUGUUACGGCCCUUGUGUCCAGUUUCUUCCUCUCAAUUUUUACAGCAUAGCAGGUGCUGCUGAUGAAGCGAGCUAAGCAACCAGGCAUGCAUCUGGCCAAAAUAAACAAACGCUGGUCUGUGGA
Molecule: messenger RNA, 1718 nt
Organism: Eubalaena glacialis (North Atlantic right whale)
Lineage: Eukaryota; Metazoa; Chordata; Mammalia; Artiodactyla; Balaenidae
Gene: AVEN
Product: apoptosis and caspase activation inhibitor
Exons: 6
Coding region: 240-1328 (362 amino acids)
Biological process (GO): negative regulation of G2/M transition of mitotic cell cycle
Source: RefSeq, a predicted model, not a curated record